UGUAUUUCGGUGCACAUAAACUGAUACUUCCUGUUAGAAAGUUUUGUGCGCUUUGAGCACUAUUUGGUCAUGUUUAAGAAUGUUUUGAGUAGACUGGUGACAGAAACGGUUUGUGUCCACCGUCAUGUGAAGCACGUACCGUUUACACAGACCUUUACAACCGGCCGAGUGUCGGUGAGAAGCUUCACCGACGUGAAGGACGAAGUGCAGCCGCCUUUUGACUCGUCUCUGCUGGAGCUCCUAGUAUGUCCGCUUUCCAAGAAGCCACUGAGGUACAAUGCUGAGACCAACGAGUUGAUCAAUGAGGAACUUGGCAUCGCUUAUCCCAUCGUUGACGGCAUUCCCAAUAUGAUCCCUCAGGAGGCCAGGCUCCUACAGAAAGACGCAGACACUUCCAAUAAACCUGCACAAUAACUCAA
Melanotaenia boesemani (Boeseman's rainbowfish) is the source of this 419-nucleotide messenger RNA. RefSeq names its product protein preY, mitochondrial-like. The transcript has 2 exons. The coding region runs from base 70 to 414 and encodes 114 amino acids. NCBI's taxonomy places the organism in Eukaryota, Metazoa, Chordata, Actinopteri, Atheriniformes, Melanotaeniidae. The record is from RefSeq and is a predicted model, not a curated record.